AUGUCCGAAACAGAUGCCCUGCUGGGCAAUGGCAGAGCCCAUAAACCACCCCGGCUAUCCCGGCUAUCCAAACACCUGCGCAGCGAACUCGACCCUACGUACGGCGACCUGAUCCUUCUCUUCUGCUAUAUCAUCACUGGCCUACUCGACAGCUCAGCGGUCUUCAUAUGGGGCUCCUUUGUGAGCAUGCAAACCGGCAACACGGUAUAUUUUGGACUGGGACUCGUCGGAACCGAAGAUGAUCGCUGGAUCAAAUCCGGAGUCUCCAUCGCGGGGUUCUGUCUAGGCUCGCUGUGUUUCGCCACCUUCCACCGUGUCUUCCCGGCAAGACGCAGAUGGGUACUAUGUGCGUCGUUCCUGGCUCAAACCCUGUUUGUGUCCAUUGCCGCUUUGAUAGUUACCAUAUAUCGACCGGCCCGCGAUGCGCCCCUGAGUUGGUUGGUCCUCGUCCCGGUUGCGCUCGUGGCGUUCCAGAGUAGUGGGCAGGCCGUGACGAGUCGUGUUUUGAACUUUAGCGGCUUGACUAGUGUUGUUCUUACUAGUAAUUAUUGCGACUUGUUUUCACACCCUGAUCUGCUCACGAGGAAGGUCGUCGGUCAUGCUGAGGAGAUGCGGCGGCUUGGCGCAGUCUUGUGCUUAUUGCUCGGGGUCGUCUUGGGGGGUCUUUGGGCUCAUAGCUCUGUCGGCAUGAUGGGAGCUUUGUGGACAGCAGCUAUCUUGAAGUUAUUGAUUGUGGGCGCGUGGCUGGUCUGGAAAGGAAAGAGUGACGGGAAUACGGAAUGA
This is a messenger RNA of Penicillium concentricum, 783 nucleotides long. RefSeq names its product YoaK family protein. The record is from RefSeq and is a predicted model, not a curated record. Bases 1 to 783 code for a protein of 260 amino acids. The transcript has a single exon. NCBI's taxonomy places the organism in Eukaryota, Fungi, Ascomycota, Eurotiomycetes, Eurotiales, Aspergillaceae.